AUGCUUCCCCUGCUUCCUUUAAGCAAAUCGCCACCUUCCGGGAUCGACCUCAUCUGGGGCCAGUGGCACAACCUGCCCUCCCUGCCCUCGCCCAUCCGCAACAUCAACGGCAUGUUCAUGGGCGCGCUGCCCCACAUGAUGGAGCCGGUCUGGGGCCGCACCAUGGAGUUUGUGGGGGACGACUUCUACAAGAAGAAGAUGACUGGCUGGGGGUGUGAUGAGCUGAUUGCCAGCAAGUGUCGCGAGCGCCACCUGGCCGACGGCACGGCGGGCGCGGUGGACCAGGCGAUUGAUCUGGGCAGCACCGCGGUGACCAACGUGGGGGAGCUCGUCUCCAACGUGGCCAGCACACUCAUGGACACCGCCCGCAAGGCCGUGGACACCGGGAAGUACUACGCGGACACCACCACACAGGCCGCCCGCGAGACGGCGCGCUCCGCCGCCGACACCGCCACCGGCGCAGCGCGCUCCGCCUACGAGGCCGGCCUAUGCUGCACAAAGGCGCAGCAUGCCGCGCUCGGCGGCGUGAUAGUGCAGUCCGUCCUGCCAGCUGAUGUCAGCACCACCAUGCGCAAGGACAUGCCCAUGACGGACAAGGCGCGCGAGGCGGCCGCACGCACAGCAGAGCGCGCCAGGGAGGCCGCCCGCGGUGCCACCGGCCCCAUGGAGCCGUCGGGCACCCCGAUCGUGGCGCGCUGA
This is a messenger RNA of Monoraphidium neglectum, 699 nucleotides long. RefSeq lists its product as hypothetical. The record is from RefSeq and is a predicted model, not a curated record. The coding region runs from base 1 to 699 and encodes 232 amino acids. NCBI's taxonomy places the organism in Eukaryota, Viridiplantae, Chlorophyta, Chlorophyceae, Sphaeropleales, Selenastraceae. The transcript is spliced from 7 exons.